UUGCGAUCACGUGACAGGCCAGGUCCAGUGAGAUCACGUGGUGUGUUUUGUUGACGGUUGUCCCUACAUUUUGCGAUGCGUUCACGGGCAGCUGCUGCAAUGUCGCCCCGCUAGCAGGCACCGGAGCGGACCGAAGGAGAGCAGCACCAGACACCCGGACCCGGGCCGCAGACUACACGUCCUGCCGGGUCACUCAUGCCGAGCCGGGCCGAGCCUCGGCGGUGUCGGUGAAGAGAAGAAGCCCCCGCAGUGAUGCUGUCGAUGCGGGUUUGAGACAGAGGAAGGAGGAAGUGCUUUUCACCUCGACAGGAGCGCAGCUUGGUGAAGUCCACGUGUCCGGACCGUUGAUUUGAAAGGAAGCUGAAGACGAACCGUCACCGGGUCCGUUCACGCGCAGAAGUCUGACGGGACCGAGCCCUGCACACUGAUCCAAAAUGGCUAUCGCGAGACAAUUUGGACUGCUGGUGUGGAAAAACUAUCUUCAGCAGAAACGUCAAAUCCUGGUAACUCUGGUGGAGAUACUCCUGCCCUUGCUGUUCUCUGGCAUCCUCAUCGUGCUGCGUCAGAAAGUGCCUUUUGAGGAUUACCCGAAUGCCACGGUCUAUGGGAGCUACACUGUCGACGCACUCCCCACGUUCUUGCAACGCUUGCAGCUGGCCUACGUGCCCGGUAACUCCAGUGUGGUGCGCCAGGUGGCGGAGAACGUGCGAGUCAGACUGUCUCUCUCCUCAGUGCGUGGCUUUGAAACAGAGGAGCAUUUGGACCACUACGUGAUGCAUGACCCUCGGUCAGGGAAGCUGCUGGCUGCGGUGGUGUUCGAGCACGCUUUCCAUGACGAUGAACCUAUGCCUUUAAAGGUGCGCUACCACCUGCGGUUCUCCUUCAGCCCGCGCAAUGCCCCAAUCAAGGAGAAGUCGGAGCUGAACCCGAACAGUGACCUGGACUGGCACACACACGGCCUCUUUCCCCUUUUUCUAAUGCCAGGGCCAAGAGAGCAGCAUGACAAUGAUGGGGGCACGCCAGGUUAUAAUCGAGAGGGCUUUCUGGCGGUGCAGCAUGCAGUGGACAGAGCCAUCAUGCAUUCAUACAACAGCACUGCUGCUGCCCCUCUGCUGCCACAGGUCAGAGUGGUCCUGUCACGGUUUCCGUAUCCUGCCUUUAUAUAUGACGUCUUCAUCCUGGCCAUUCAGAACCAACUGCCCCUACUUAUGGUGCUCAGCUUCACGUACACAUCCCUCAACAUUGUACGAUCCGUCGUGCUGGAAAAGGAAAGGAAGCUCAAGGAGUACAUGAGGAUGAUGGGUCUCAGCAACUGGCUCCACUGGACCGCCUGGUUCCUCAUGUUCUUCCUCUUCCUCUCCAUUUCAGUCUUUUUUUUUACCUUGCUGGUCUGUAUCAAGGUGAGCCCUAACGGCGCAGUGCUGAGCUACAGUGACCCCACACUGGUCUUUGUCUUCCUGCUCUUCUUCACUGUGGCCACCAUCAACUUCAGCUUCAUGAUCAGUGCCUUCUUCUCACGAGCCAACGUGGCAGCAGCAGCGGGCGGCUUCAUUUAUUUUCUGAGCUACUUGCCUUAUUUGUUCCUGUGGCCACGCUACGACUUACUGAGCCAUGCCCAGAAGGUGUCAGCCUGCCUUAUCUCCAACGUGGCCAUGGCCAUGGGUGCUCAGCUCAUUGGAAUAUUCGAAGGCAAAGGCACAGGAAUCCAGUGGUCUAACCUGUUUGACCCUGUCACUGUGGAUGACGACUUCUCCAUGGCCCAGGUUAUGGCCUUGCUGCUGUUCGACUCUGUGCUUUAUGGGCUGGUAGCCUGGUACAUGGAAGCAGUUUUUCCCGGGGAGUAUGGAGUGCCUCUACCAUCCUACUUCUUUGUACUGCCUUCCUACUGGUGCAGCAGCCCUCGCAUGGCUCUCGUGAAUGAGAAAGAGGAAGAGGAGGAUGCAGAAAAGGCUCUGAAAGGAGAGUUUAUAGAGGAGGAACCAGCUGGAUUAGUCUCUGGGAUCAAGAUCAAACACCUUGUUAAGGAAUUCAGAGUGGGCAACAAGAUGCGUACAGCGGUGCGGGAUCUGACGCUGAACAUGUUUGAAGGACAGAUCUCGGUGCUGCUGGGACACAAUGGUGCUGGGAAGACGACGACGCUGUCCAUGCUGACAGGUCUUUUUCCUCCCACCAGUGGCAGGGCCUACAUCAACGGUUACGACAUCUGUCAGGACAUGUCUCUGAUCCGCCGCAGUUUGGGACUCUGUCCCCAGCACGACGUACUAUUUGAUAACCUCACAGUCAGAGAGCACCUGCUUUUCUUCGCACAGUUGAAAGGCUACUCCAAAGACAAGAUUCCAGACGAAGUGGACAGAAUCCUCCGUAUCCUGAACCUUGAGGACAAGCGGCACGCUCGCUCCAAGACCCUCUCUGGUGGCAUGAAGAGAAAACUCUCUAUUGGCAUUGCCCUCAUUGGAGACUCCAAGGUUGUAAUGUUAGAUGAGCCCACAUCGGGUAUGGACCCCUCAGCUCGACGUGCCACCUGGGACCUCCUGCAAGGGGAGAAGCGGGGUCGCACCAUUCUGCUCACCACGCACUUCAUGGAUGAGGCUGACCUGCUCGGAGACCGUAUCAUCAUCAUGGCAGGAGGAGAGCUGCAGUGCUGCGGGUCACCGCUCUUCCUUAAGAACAAAUAUGGUGCUGGCUACCACAUGGUGAUAGUAAAGGAUGCUCUUUGUAACGUGUCCGAGAUCACCCGCCUUGUCCACAUGUAUGUUCCAAACGCCACGCUGGAGAGCAGCGCCGGAGCCGAGCUCUCCUACAUUUUGCCCAAAGAAAGCACCAACAGGUUUGAGCUGCUGUUCGCUGAGCUGGAGAUGAACAGAGAGGAACUGGGCAUCGCCAGCUACGGAGCCUCUGUCACCACCAUGGAAGAAGUUUUCCUCAGAGUGGGAAAGCUGGUAGAUUCCAGUUUGGACAUCCAGGCUAUCCAGCUGCCCGCCCUUCAGUACCAACAUGAGAGACGGUCCAAUGACUGGACCACAGACGACGCCAGCAGCAUCAGCGGCAUGACCGAUGUCACCGACUUCACAGACAGCGGCACUCUCAUCUCAGAGGACUGCUCCAACAUCAAGCUCAACACGGGGGUCAGACUCCACCUGCAACAGUUCUAUGCCAUGUUCCUGAAGAGGGCGCUUUACAGCUGGAGAAACUGGAAGGUGAUGGUGGCUCAGUUCCUGGUUCCUUUGGUCUUCACUGUCGUGGCCUUAGUUGUGGCACACACUUUCCCCAGUCACCAGAUCGCCCCUCAGCUGAGGCUGGCACUCAGCCGCUACGGUCCCACCAGGGUCCCUCUGGCUCUGCAGCCCGGGGCGAGUCCCCUGGCUUCUGCUCUGGCAAACGCAUACAGUUCACAGCUCCCCGCCCAGCUAGGCCAACUCAUCAACAUCACUGACUUCACUGAUUACAUCCUGAUCCAGGCAGAGGAGGAGGGAGGCAGCUUUAAUGAGCGCUGUGUGGUGGGUGCUGCCUUCCGUGGCCGCAGCAGCCAGUUUACUGAAGCCACAGCCUACUUCAACAACGAGGGCUACCACACACCUGCCACGGCUCUCAUGAUGGUGGACAACGCUCUGUUCAAACUUAUAGCGGGGCCAAAUGCUUCCAUAGAGAUGGGAAAUUACCCCAUGCCACUCAACCUGUCGGAGAUCGCCCAGGGCCGGCUGACAGAGGGUAAGACGGGCUUUGCCAUCGCCAUCAACCUGAUGUACGGCAUGGCCUCCCUCUCCAGCACCUUCGCCCUGCUGCUCGUCACAGAGUCCGCUAUUAAGUCCAAGCACGUGCAGCAGGUCAGCGGCGUCUACCUGUCAAACUUCUGGUUUUCGGCGCUGCUGUGGGACAUGUUCAACUACCUGCUGCCCUGUCUCCUCAUGUUGGUGGUAUUCCGGGCGUUUGCAGUCAAGGCCUUCGUAGAGGAUAACCACCUGGUCGAUGUGUUGCUGUUGCUGUUGCUCUACGGCUGGGGGGUGGUGCCUCUUAUGUACCUACUCAGCUUUUUCUUCUCCACUGCUGCCACCGCCUACACUCGCCUGACCAUCUUCAACAUGAUCUCCGGCACGGCCACCUUCCUGGCUGUCAACAUCAUGGCCAUCCCAGAGUUGAAACUGCAGCACCUGUCACACUUACUGGAUAAGGUGUUCCUGAUCUUCCCAAACUACUGCCUCGGAAUGUCCUUCAGCCAGUUCUACCAGAACUACGAAUUCCUCUCUUUUUGUACAUCCAGCUUUGUUAGCGAGGAACUCUGCAAAUUAUACAACGUCACAUACCAAACAAACUUCUUCUCCAUGUCGGAGCCUGGUGUGGGACGCUUCCUCGUGGCCUUUUCGAUUCAGGGAGUGGUCUUCCUUAUUCUGCUGUUUACCAUCGAGCUGCAGUUUGGCCGCACACUCUGGAGAAUUGUCACCUCCCUGUGCAGACGACGCAAACAGUUACCUCUAGAUGCAGCGCUCCUUCCAGAGGACAGAGACGUGGCCGAUGAGAGGAAGAGGGUCCUGGAGUGCCAGCCGAUAAUAGAGUCUAUGGUCGGCAGCCCCCUUGUUCUGCAGGAGCUCAGCAAGGUGUACAGCAGCGGGACAAAUCUUCUGGCUGUGGACCGGCUGUCUCUAGCUGUUGGAAAAGGCGAGUGUUUUGGCCUCCUGGGCUUCAAUGGAGCAGGGAAGACCACGACCUUUAAGAUGCUGACGGGUGACGAGAGCGUUACCUCCGGGGACGCUUACAUUGAUGGAUACAGCAUUUUGAGGGACAUUAAAAAGGUGCAGCAGCGCAUCGGUUACUGUCCCCAGUUUGACGCCGUGUUGGACCACAUGACAGGAAGAGAAACUCUGAGUAUGUAUGCCAGGCUCAGAGGAAUACCAGAGAGGUAUGUGUCCGGCUGUGUGGAGAACGUCCUUAGGUCCCUGCUGCUGGAGCCUCACGCUGAUAAACUGAUCCGCAGCUACAGUGGUGGUAACAAGCGGAAGCUGAGUGCGGGCAUGGCUCUGAUUGGUGGGCCUCCGGUCAUCUUCCUGGACGAACCCUCGACUGGGAUGGACCCUGUGGCCAGGAGGCUGCUGUGGGAUUCGGUUACACGCACACGAGAGUCUGGCAAGGCCAUAGUCAUCACUUCUCAUAGUAUGGAGGAGUGCGAGGCCCUGUGCACCAGGCUGGCGGUGAUGGUCAACGGCCAGAUGAAAUGUCUCGGGAGUCCCCAACACCUGAAGAGCAAGUUUGGCAGUGGCUACACUCUGCUGGCUAAAGUGCACGUGGAGGCUGACCUGGAGGACAGUGACCUGCAUCUGUUUAAAGAAUUCAUUGAAAGCACUUUUCCAGGAAGUCAACUAAAGGAUGCACACCAGGGGAUGGUGCACUACCACUUGACUGACAAAACACUAACCUGGGCCCAGGUGUUUGGCACUUUGGAGGCAGCCAAAGAGAAAUACCGCAUUGAAGAUUACUGCGUGAGCCAGAUAUCCCUGGAGCAGGUGUUCCUCAGCUUUGCCCAGUUCCAGCACUGCAUAGAGAGCGGGAAGAAGUAGGUGGAAGAGGAGUCCGUCCAUCCAUCGUCCAUUUUACACUGUGUGAAUGUGGGUGGGUGGGUGUGUGUGUGUGUGUGUGUUGUGUGUGUGUGUGUGUGUGUGUGUGUGUAGAUGGACUUACAGUUACACAGCAGGUGUGUAUACUGCUGGAGCAGAGAAGGAUUUAUCUCCUGCUCCAUUUUAAUAUGACCAACGACACAUACACACACAUGUAGACACACACACUGGGCCAGUCCCUAAUCGUCACCUUCAUCAUUUCUACUACUGUAUCCUGUUGAUGUGUCUUUGCUGGCUCAUUCAUGCCGUUGUUAUUGUUGUUGUGCGAUGGGAAAGUAGGAAAUGGGAAUGUUGUUUAUUCCACGUGAUGAACUCUGAUGCACCUUUUUAGUGAGGUCAAAGGUCAUUGACACCACUCAUUAGAUACGACCACUACUCUUAAUUGUGUGUGUGUGUGUGUGUGUGUGUGUGUGUGUGUGUGUGUGUGUGUGCAGCUUGUCUUUUUGUUAUUUAUGAUUUUUAUUUUAUGAUUUUAUUUCAGAGACUUUGCGCGUUUUGGUGAUCGUGAGUCACCACGAGAGAGUGAACCCCUCUUAUUUGAUACGUUUAUGAAAAUGUAACACACCAUUACGCCUUAUCUAACUAAUGAGGGUUUGUGUAAUUAUAUUGCUCAAUAUAAAACAAUGUAAAUAAUGUUGCGUGUUCAUGGUACUAAAACCAGUUAGUCAUUCAAAACAGAGAAAAACUGUAACUCUUUUAAAGACUGUUUUUUUUGGGGGGGGGCUCAUUAACGAAUGCAUGCAUAAGAUACGACUUACCGAGCGCAUGAUGAUGCUGAUGAUGAUGAAGAUGAAGAAGAUGAAGAACACUGGAAGACCGUCCUUUCUGCAGAGGAAUACAUUCAGUCCAGUCUGAGUACAUAUAAUAUGCCUCUUUUAUGAACCGAUGAUUCUGUUUUCGCUGACAAACAAGUUACAGCAUCAGUUUAGGUCUCAGCCAUUCGAAAUUACGCAGAAGCUAUUUAGAGAGAAUCGCUGUAUGAUGCAGGCGAUGAUGCUGCCGCCAACGCUGUCGCAGUAAAACAGGAGGAAUUGACCUCCAGUUGUAUCAGACCGCAUGUGGAUCGAUUUGGACCAACAAGGGCAAGACUGCAAUGACCUAUGAGGCGUUUUUGAACGUUUAUUUCUUUUUUCCCCGCAGCUAUGCAUUUCAUAUGGUACACCUGUGUGUGUAUAAAUAUGUGUGUGUGUGUGUAAAUUAGUGUGUUUGUGUGUGAGGAAGUGAGAGAAUGACAACUCAUUAUUCCUGAUUUUAUCCAGACUAAAGUAAACCAGUGCUACGAUAUGAGAACCGAGAGAUUGUCCCUGUGCAGCGGACGAGCUUUACUGCUGUGUCACUUUUAGCGUGUAGCUGCUCCUUUUUAGGAAAUGCAAUAAAAAGGCUGAACAGUUGUAUGGAUGGUGAAAGCGAACACAGUCCCCUGCACACAAACGGAUGCCUUGUCCCUGAGGAAGAAUAAUCAGCGCAGUGUUUGUUUCUCUUUCAUCGAGCUCAGAAUGUGCCCCUUCGUCACAUUCCCAGGGCCUUGUUUCUACUUUAAAGAACCUGUAAAAACAUCACGUGUGUUCUAUUCCAUAGGAUUGUUAGGAUUUCCUCACACGUAAUGAUGAGGAACACAUAAUUGUUGUUUUUAUUUCCUGCUUGCCGUCCGUGUUAAAGAUCAGUGUUGUUCUCUGAGACGGAUCAACAAUCAGAUGAGCUGAGACUCGUGAGCAGAUUCCUUCUCUUGAAGACAAAUAGACCAGAAGUGAGAUGAAUGUAUUUCCGCGUCUCACACGAAAGCAAGAAGCACUCGACGUUAAUCAGAUUUGUUACCAACUCUGUAUGAUUUUCUGCACUUUUUCCAUGUCACUGUCCAAUGUGUGUAGAAACAAAAGAAGUAGAGAUUGACAUUCCAUUGGCCCUAAAAGGUUGGAACCUCUUCAUUUUUUACUUUUGUUAUGUUUGUUUGUGUGUAUCUGCACAGUUCAUUGUCUCUUUACACUGUAUGACUUGAAUCGACUGCAGCGUCGGAUACGUAGAUACACAAACAUGGGAACGUUUGUACUGCUGAUACUGAAAGGAUUGAGUGCUGAAAUACAGUGUGUCGUAUUUAAAAGGGGAAUUUACAUCUGUGUAAUGUACUGUACCAUGGAACUGACCUUGUCAACUGUAUUUGUGUCGCAAUUCUUUUUAAAUUAAAUAAUGCUCUAUGCACAUGGAAGCAAA
Hippoglossus stenolepis (Pacific halibut) is the source of this 7814-nucleotide messenger RNA. It is a transcript of the gene abca3b, whose product is annotated as ATP-binding cassette, sub-family A (ABC1), member 3b. Gene Ontology annotation, biological process: lipid transport; transmembrane transport. Gene Ontology annotation, cellular component: membrane; intracellular membrane-bounded organelle. The transcript is spliced from 31 exons. The record is from RefSeq and is a predicted model, not a curated record. NCBI's taxonomy places the organism in Eukaryota, Metazoa, Chordata, Actinopteri, Pleuronectiformes, Pleuronectidae. Bases 435 to 5549 code for a protein of 1704 amino acids. Gene Ontology annotation, molecular function: ATP hydrolysis activity; ABC-type transporter activity; lipid carrier activity.